ACAAUAUAGUCAUGUGAUAUAUAAAACAAAUGACAUUAACUUUAAGUGACAUGCCGCUGUGCGGUUGUCUGACCUAGAUUCGCGCAUAUCAGUCAUCUCCGAGUUGGUGCACCGAUAUAGGUCUCCAACAUGUCGUCAGAUAACAGCGAUGAAAAGUUCGUAAUGGAUCCCGACCAUGGGGAGAUACCCGAUCUGAGAAAUUCGAAAGGCCACGGAUUCUACUGUUUCAAGCAUGAUGGGGUGUAUUUGUACAUAGUGCAUCCCUCUGUGCUAAAGGGAGUUCGGCCUGCAGACCACCUCAGGAGUAUCAAAGAAGCCGAAUUGAAAGACGAUGACAUCUUUAUAUGUGCAUAUCCCAAAUGUGGAACCCAUUGGUUGUGGGAGGUUAUCGAGAUGCUAAAGAGUGGUACCAUCAAGUAUCAAAAGGAUGUCAAAGAGACCCGAAUGUUGGAAUUAAUCUCCAAAGAUGGAAUAGAAGCAGUGCCACAGCCACGUGUCUUCAACACCCACCUCCAUCUGCGCAUGCUCCCUAAACAGGUUGUGGAGAAGAAGAUCAAGUGUUUCCAGAUCAUGCGGAACCCUAAAGAUGCCUGUGUGUCCUUCUUCAACCACUGCAGGGACAUGACUCCACCUUAUGAUUAUGAAGGAGACUUCGUGGAGUUUACAGAGGCGUUCUUGUCAGAAAAAAUGGCGUUUGGGUCCUACUCCACCUAUCUGCUAUCAUGGAAAGCCGAAGUGGCAGCUGCACCAGAGUUACCUGUCCUUGAUUUGUUCUACGAGGACAUGAAAUUUGACCCUGUCAAGACUGUGAAAGACGUCGCCAGAACAGGUUUCCUAGGCCUGUCAUCAACGGACCAGUUCUGUGAAGAGGUUGCGGAUGCUUGUUCCUUUAAGAAGAUGAAAAAGGUUGACCAGGAAAUGAAAGGUGACGCUCCCAUCAAGAUCUGGGCAGAUGGCAAAGAAGGGACAUUCUACAGAAAGCUGUUCUGUCUCAUAUUUGGCUUUAAAAUAGAUGAACCAUUUACCGGUCAACUGGUUGACAAACGUAUGCCUGCUGCCAGUACGCUUGAUAAUUCGUUGUCUGUUUCAGGUGAAAUCGGAGACUGGAAGAAUUGGUUCACUGUGGCAGAAAACGAGAGAUUUGAUCAAAUAUGGAAUGCCAAGAUGAAGGAUUCUGGGUUCAAGUUUACCUAUACACCCGUGUGAGAUCAUGUGAAGAUACUGGUUCAUGUUAUCCGAUACAGUGAAAUUUGUGAGACCCAAGACACUGAAUGUCAGUGAACGUAACGCAUUAACGCAACAAUUUGCGACAAUGUUUUACUUGUUGUUUUAGGCCGAACACUACGGGAAAUCUCUCAUGUACGUACAUUUUGUUUAUUCCUUUUAAAAUGUUUCAUUUUAUUGCAUUGUUAUAUCCUCUGUUUAUCAAACAAACCCUAAUUUUAACCUUGGUGUUUAUAGUUUCUUGCCUUGACUGGAACGUUGGCUAUGACAACUUGAGAAAUACUGUUGCAGAGCCCUGGGCCAGUCUCCGACUGUUAAAGUACCUAGGGUUGCAGUAUACCAAAUCUCUAUUUUCUGAUGGUGUUAAUUGAGCUGCAAAUAAUAAAGCGGCUUUGACUACGAGACAGCAAA
Haliotis rubra (blacklip abalone) is the source of this 1635-nucleotide messenger RNA. Its product is annotated as sulfotransferase 1B1-like. Bases 130 to 1206 code for a protein of 358 amino acids. Gene Ontology annotation, molecular function: sulfotransferase activity. Gene Ontology annotation, biological process: sulfation. The record is from RefSeq and is a predicted model, not a curated record. Lineage: Eukaryota; Metazoa; Mollusca; Gastropoda; Lepetellida; Haliotidae. The transcript is spliced from 7 exons. Gene Ontology annotation, cellular component: cytoplasm.